This is a messenger RNA of Chenopodium quinoa (quinoa), 677 nucleotides long. Its product is annotated as hydrophobic protein RCI2A-like. Lineage: Eukaryota; Viridiplantae; Streptophyta; Magnoliopsida; Caryophyllales; Amaranthaceae. Gene Ontology annotation, cellular component: membrane. The coding region runs from base 104 to 334 and encodes 76 amino acids. The record is from RefSeq and is a predicted model, not a curated record. The transcript is spliced from 2 exons.
CUUUCUUUUAUUAUAAAACUCUACUAUUUCUCAUCAAUCAUAAUAUCACCACAAAACUAUUUUACAGUACACUUGAAAAAGAUAAGUUUAUUGGAUCAAAAAAAUGGCAUCUGAAAGCAAUCGAUGUCAUAUUGCCUUCGAAAUUCUGUUGGCUAUCCUUUUGCCUCCUCUUGGUGUUUGCCUUAGAACUGGCUGUUGCAGUUGUGAGAUGUUGAUAUGUGUAUUGUUGACAUUGCUGGGAUACAUUCCCGGGAUCAUCUAUGCCAUCUAUGUGAUCGCGGUGCAGCCGCAGCCCAUCUCUUCGGAAGGCCCAUACCACGCACUUCCUCAGUAGAUUGACACGGAACACUCGGUUUCGCAGCAUUGUAGAAGAUAUUUUUGAUUUGGUUGUAUUGUUUAUGUUCCUUCCAUCUUUGAAUCGUAAUUUUUGUUUAUGUUUGGAUCUUCAUCUGUUGUACCAAAAGAUGCCAGAGUUUUUGACAUGUUGGGAGUUGUUGUAUGUCUCAUUUUAGGUCAAAUACGAAGUAUAUUUGGUUAUAUUCUUGCCUUGAGUUGAUACAACCGUUGCUAUAUAAUUAAUUGUGUACGAUGGAUAAGAGAUUCAAAUUUUCUUUUUCUAUUUGUAAUUUGUAAUGCGAAUAUUUGGAACCGAAUAAAAGGAAACCCAAAUUGUUUGA